AUGAAUUAAUUACUUCUCGAUGGAGUAAAAUAAAUAGAAAGUAACUCUGGUCUUAAUUCUCCUUUGAGCUUGACUUUCAGAUUGUCUAAUACGUUAAGCUAUCAAGACCGAUAAGCAAAAAAAAGAUAAAAGUCAAGAAGUUAAUAAAAUCAUUUUGUUUUACAAUAGAAAACAAUAACAGGACCUUUAAGAAGGAAAAGCUGUUACUGCGAUGAAUGUGGGUAAUUGGGAACAUUUUAAUAUAAAUGUAUGAAUAUUAUGGGACCAAUACCAUAUCGAAAAGCAAUUCUUACAAGAAGGGCAUCUAAUUAACAUAUAUAAUCUGCUUACCCUAAAUCUGCUUAAAGAAUGAAGUAAUCAUUAAAAAAAAUGAAGACUUAUGAUGAUAGUAAAAUAAAAGCAAUGCAAGAUGUUAUACAGGAAUAGAUGACAAAAUUACGGUCAUAAUACUCGAGACAAUCACAAUUAAAGAUGUAUUAAUUAACCCAAUACACCCCUAAUUGUUCCCCAAAACAUUCAAAAACUCCAAGAAAUUUACCUUACCUAUCUCCUUACGUGACUCUUAGAAAAAUAGAUUCCAAAUUGCUUAAACCAUUAAAAUCUACCCAAUUAAUCCAAUAGAGAUCAUAACUAUUGACUUUGCAUCGAACAAAAUAUCACCACAAAACAUUGUCAACUGUUUGUCCACUCUGA
This is a messenger RNA of Paramecium tetraurelia, 693 nucleotides long. RefSeq lists its product as uncharacterized. NCBI's taxonomy places the organism in Eukaryota, Ciliophora, Oligohymenophorea, Peniculida, Parameciidae. The record is from RefSeq and is a predicted model, not a curated record. The transcript has 3 exons.